UAUUGGCGUCAUCGAAGGAAUGGUCUUGUAAUAAUAGCCUAGUGUAUGAGUUUUCCCAACCAAUAUUACGGUCACUAGCAAAUUUCUUAAAGAUAUUUUGAAAUUAGUAGUUUUUUUCUCUUAAAGUUUUGUCAAUGGGAUAGUGGAAAUGGUAACUUCACAUAAUUUAUAUCAUAUCUCAAGCUUCUCUCUAACUAAUUACCAACAGAAAACUCGGCUUAUUUAUCUUCGUCCUUAAAUAAUUAAAGCCUUGCAUCAUAUCUCAAGGCUUACUUGCCUUUCAAGUCAUCUUUCCAAAUAAAAACUAAUUUCCUAAACCCAUUAAAAAUGGUUGCCUUCCUUUAAAGCUCAUAUCACCCAUUUACCAACAACCUCCAAAGCUUUUCUUCAUCUUUCGAUGAACACCACCAAUACCGGAACAGUUAAUAAUGUCGAAUUCUCCAUCCAAAACCUGAUCAAGAGUUGGUGCAGACGACGGAAAUGGAGGCAACUCUGCAUCUUCUCUCCAAAACAACAACAAGAAGAACUCAUCUCCAUCAAACAAAAAUGGAGAAUCACUUUAUUAGAGUUCCUAGAGUCAUACCAAGUUCACCUUUUCACCAUCUUCUUGCUCUCUCUCGACAUCAUCUUAACGUCCCUCGAAUUAUCUUCUUCUCUGCUCUCCUGCACAUCAGUCAAGAAAAAUGAAACCGAGAUUGAAUGGUUCCGUUGGGGAGGAACCGCGAUUCUGAGCAUUCUCGCUGUUAAAUCCAUGGCUCUGGCUGUUGCUAUGGGUAAAUCGUUCUUCAUACAACCUGGUUGUGUAAUGGAUGGUGCACUUGCGAUUGUAGCUCUGAUUCUCCAGGUGCUUCUUGAGAAGAAAGGAACCGGGUUCAUCGUGGUGGUAAGCUUGUGGCGGGUUCUGAGGGUUGUAGAGACUGCGUUUGAGCUUAGUGAUGAAGCCAUUGAAGUAAAGAUAGAUGGAAUCAUCAGCCAGUUUCAAGCUCUUAGUAAAGAGAAUAGAACAUUGCUAGAGACUCUUGCAGAGAAAGAUGAAGUAAUUAAGAUGCUAGAGGAAGAGCUAAACCGAUUAAAAGAAAAUGGCGAUAUUCCAUUUGUGACAAACUAUAGGGAGGCUAUAUAAACUCAAUAUGCAAAU
Arabidopsis lyrata subsp. lyrata is the source of this 1138-nucleotide messenger RNA. RefSeq lists its product as uncharacterized. The transcript has a single exon. Gene Ontology annotation, molecular function: voltage-gated proton channel activity. The record is from RefSeq and is a predicted model, not a curated record. Gene Ontology annotation, cellular component: plasma membrane. Bases 398 to 1123 code for a protein of 241 amino acids. Lineage: Eukaryota; Viridiplantae; Streptophyta; Magnoliopsida; Brassicales; Brassicaceae. Gene Ontology annotation, biological process: proton transmembrane transport.